AUGGGCUUUCAUCUCUUGGCCUUUGACCUUGCAGCCUUCCAUCUUUUGAAGUGUCUUCCUUAUGGUCUUCCGUCACAUGAUAGUGUGCAACAGCCAAUCAAAAAGUCACAUCAGGAGUCUACACUGGCACUUUUCACUGAAAUGGAAGACAAUGACUUUGGUGCUGCAUCUAGUGCUAGGGCGUGGACGACUGGUACCUGCGUGGGCGCCUAUCCGCUUGGAUAA
Penicillium canariense is the source of this 225-nucleotide messenger RNA. RefSeq lists its product as uncharacterized. The transcript has 2 exons. NCBI's taxonomy places the organism in Eukaryota, Fungi, Ascomycota, Eurotiomycetes, Eurotiales, Aspergillaceae. The record is from RefSeq and is a predicted model, not a curated record. The coding region runs from base 1 to 225 and encodes 74 amino acids.